Messenger RNA from Coregonus sp. 'balchen', 4911 nucleotides. NCBI's taxonomy places the organism in Eukaryota, Metazoa, Chordata, Actinopteri, Salmoniformes, Salmonidae. The record is from the annotation of a GenBank genome assembly.
AUGGGGGGCGGAGGCCAGCAGACGGAGUCAGGCGAGCCGGCCAAGGGUGACAGGGGUGGGCUCGGUGGAGGGGGAGGAGGGCGAGGUGGCAGUGCAGUCUACACCUGGGAAGAGGUCCAGAGGCACUCCCACAGAGGCGAUCAGUGGUUGGUCAUCGACAGGAAGGUCUAUAAUAUUACCCAGUGGGUGAAGAGACACCCGGGGGGCAUCAGGGUCAUCAGUCACUUUGCUGGAGAAGAUGCCACGGUCAGUAGCCUAACUAUGGAAGUUGUUGGUGAAAUGUUCUCAAGCUAUUCCAAUAAGACUGUUGCAAAUGUUAUAAUGUUGUAGGUUUAGAAAUGUUUAGUGGUCUGUCACUGUAUGACAUAUUACACAAGAUGUUAGUGGAUUGUACAUUGCUGGAUCCUAAUAUCAUGAUAAUCUCUCAACUAAUCUCACAGUGAAUUAAUUGUUAUUUAUUUUUACUGAGAGGACAUUUGUAUGUAUUUCUCUUAAACAACACAGAUUCAUCUAUAUCUCUGAUUUCUAGGAAGCAUUUUCCGCCUUCCAUCCCGAUCCUAAUUUUGUCCGGAAGUUUCUGAAGCCGUUGCUGAUUGGAGCGCUGGCACCCACAGAGCCCAGCCAAGACCAGGGGAAAAAUGUGAGGAUGCCUAUCUUUCUCUCUCCAUCUCCCUCUACAGCACCACGCCCAUAACAUACACCGCUGUAGGCUACAUAAUGAAACAUAGAAUGUGAAGCCUAAAGCAUCUCUCCAUCUGACAUAGCACCAGGCCCACUCUAACAUACUGUAGGUUUAGGUAGGGACCCGGAGACCAAUGUGAGGCCAAUCUUUCUCUUGCUAAUAGGGAACUCCAUGCUACUCAGACAGAAUGCUGUGCAGAAUGGUACUUUCUACGACUGUGGUAAGAGCAGGUGUGAUGUGUAUGGAGAUAUUUCAAGACAAGGUUUACCUCCUACAGAUGUAGUGUGGCAUCUUCAGUUAUCUAAUAUAACUAGGGCACAUUAUACCAGCCUGUCUAUGUGCCCAGAUGCCCCGCUGCCCGCUGUCUGUUUACCUAUUCAGGAGUCUUACCUCUUAUCCUGGUACUCUUCAGCUUUCUGUUACUCCUAUUUCCUUCUUCUUCUUCUUCAUUAUUUACACUGUCCUCCUCCUCUCCUGUCCUCCUCCUCUCCUCCACUCCCUCAAUUCUCAUCUCUCUACCAUCAUCCACCUUCCUCCUGGUUCAUCUUGGCUUUAUCACAGUUUGUCUUUCUGCAAUUCCUCGCAUCCUGUCACCUCGCCUCCUCGAAUCAAUAACAGUUUAAUUGAGAUGACCCCUUACUUCAUACAUCUUUAUUUAUUAUUGAUCACCUCUACGCCAUACAGGCAGCACUGGUGCAGGACUUCCAGGCCUUGCGUGAUCGUGUGGAGAGGGAGGGACUCCUCCGUGCCCGCCCCCUGUUCUUCAGCCUCUACCUGGGCCACAUCCUGCUACUAGAGGCCCUGGCUUUGGGCCUGCUCUGGGUCUGGGGGACCAGCUGGAGCCUCACACUGCUCUGUUCCCUCAUGCUGGCCACGUCUCAGGUACCAUUACAGUAUUAUUAGGAAGCAGAAGGAGAUAUUUGACAGGCAGAUUCUAAGGUUAGGUAUAGGGAUCGAAGGUUAGGGGAUUAGGGUUAGGAUUAAGGUUAGGGUUGGUGGGGUUAGGGGAAAGGUUAAGGUUAGGAUUAAGGUUAGGGUUAGGGGAAAGGAUAGGGUUGGUGGGGUUAGGGUAAAGGUUAGGCAUAUGGUUAGGGUUAGGGGAAAGGUUAAGGUUAGGAUUAAGGAUAGGGUUGGUGGGGUUAGGGUAAAGGUUAGGCAUAGGGUUACCGAACCACCGUUCAGACACCAUUCACACUCUGCAUUUCUUUUUCCCUCUCAGUCCCAGGCUGGCUGGCUGCAGCAUGACUUCGGCCACCUGUCAGUCUUCAAGAAAUCCAGUUGGAAUCACAAACUGCACAAGUUUGUCAUUGGACAUCUAAAGGUAAGCUACUGGACAAUGGUUGGACAUCUAAAGGUAAGCUACUGGACAAUGGUUGGACAUCUAAAGGUAAGCUACUGGACAAUGGUUAGACAUUUGACAACACUGUUUCUUUAGGCUACUCUUUGGGCCAGUUUCCCGGACACAGCUUAACCCUAGUCCUGGACUGAAAACCAUUCUCAAUGAAUAAUCUCCUUUGAAAGUACAUUUUACUCCAGCACUAGGUUUAAUCUGUGUUCAGGAAACUGGCCCUUUCACUUUCCUACAUUCACAAGAGCAGUGUUACAUUUCCAACUUCACUGCUAUCCAUUAGCCUUAUUUAGUGUAGUGUCCCAACAGUUGGAAGUUACAGUAAGUGUAAUUGUGUUUACCAGUGAUACGUAACAGUAGCUGUGUGUUUCCAGGGUGCCUCUGCCAACUGGUGGAACCAUCGUCACUUCCAGCACCACGCUAAACCCAACGUGUUUAGUAAAGAUCCUGAUAUCAACUCACUGCAUGUCUUCGUCCUGGGAGACAAACAGCCUGUUGAGGUAGUUAUCACUAUAAUGGAUCUGUGAAUGUGAUCCCUGCGGGAACUGAACCCGCAACCUUAGUGCUUUAUGACCCAUCUGACUCCAUGUUAUAUUUGAAUAAUAAUGUAUGAAUUCAUGUAAUAAUAUGAAUGUAAUAGUUAAUUAAAUUAAUGUAAUAUUCAUGAAAUAACCAUGUAACGGUUUGGCUCAGUAGUGUUGAAACGGUAUUAGUGCUUCUGUGUAAGAUCCAUCUGACUCCUUGUCUCUGUCUAUUGCAGUAUGGUAUAAAGAAGUUGAAGUACAUGCCUUACCAUCACCAACACAAGUACUUCUUCCUCAGUAAGUUUCAUGAAUUUCUGUAUAGCAUCACAUCAAUUAUAGCAUCACAUCAACUUCCAUUGAACACAUAAAAUCAAUAGAUAGACGGCUGAUGUAUGUAUGUAUGUAUGUAUGUAUGUAUGUAUGUAUGUAUGUAUGUAAUACCUAUGUAGUAUUUUCCUUCUGUCUCUCAGUUGGACCUCCACUAAUUAUUCCAGUGUUUUUCAACAUCCAGAUAUUUCGGACCAUGUUUUCACAACGGGACUGGGUGGUGAGAUUUCAUACCAACUAAACGUAUACUUAAUCCUCUUCAUUCCUAUGUGGAACAUAAAGCUUCCACGAGAGAGAGAGAGAGAGACACACCUGUAAUUAUAUGAUUAUGCUAACACCUGGAGGUGAUAAUGUCUGUCCAUAAUACCAAUCUUUGUCUCCUGUGAAGGAUCUGGCGUGGUCGAUGACUUUCUACCUCCGCUUCUUCUGCUGUUACUACCCCUUCUUUGGUCUCUUUGGCUCAGUAGCCUUGAUCAGCUUCGUCAGGUAAAGUAUGAACUGAGAGGGAGCUGAAAGAUUCAUUCAUUCAUUCGCUGGUUCGCUCACUCACUCACUGAUUCAUUCAUUAAUUGUAUUCAAACUAUCUACAGUAUAGAAAACAACACAAUGAUGUGCUUGAUGUAAGAAUUGAACAUAGUAUUGUGGCUGAAUAUUGUACUGUAUAUAGGUUUUUGGAAAGCCACUGGUUUGUUUGGGUGACCCAGAUGAAUCAUCUUCCUAUGGAGAUGGAUCACGAGAGACGCCAGGACUGGCUCACCAUGCAGGUAACGUGUCAUUAAUAUUCACAAAGCGUCUUGGAGAAGGAGUGCUGGUCUAGGAAUAGGUCCCCCCUGUCCUUACAAUCCUAUUCAUCAUUAUCUUAAAAGGCUAAACUGGUCCUAGAUCAGCACUUCUACUCUUGACGCUUUGUGAAUACAGGUCCUGGUGUGUUUUCUGGGGCUGUGCUAUCCGUAGUUCUCCAGUAGAGGGUGCUAUAAUGUGUUUCUGUCUCCUGUCUCAGUUGAGUGCUACUUGCAACAUUGAACAGUCACCUUUCAACGACUGGUUCAGUGGACACCUCAACUUUCAGAUUGAACACCAGUAAGUGAAACAAAUAUCACACUUUACUGUUGUCUGUGUCAACAGCAUAUAUUGUAUUUAUAAGGUCAUUGACAUAAUAAAGUAGGUAAUAGUUUAAGCAGUUUGCAGCUUCAUUUGAUCUUAAAUAUAACUUAACAGUUGUUUUGUACUAAUUACUGUAUCUCGUAAUAGUGUUUAGAUACAAUAUCGAUACAAUCCUACUCAGAAACGGAGGUUUCUCUGAGAAACUGAUAGCGUCUGCUCUCUCUCUCUCCCUCCCUCUCUCACCUUCCUCCACCCCUCUCUCUGUCUCUCCCUCCCUCCCUCUCCCUCCCUCUCUCACCUUCCUACACCCCUCUCUCUCUCUCUCUCUCCCUCUCUCUCUGUCUCUCCCUCCCUCUCUCACCUUCCUCCACCCCCCUCUCUCUCUCUCUCUCUCUCCCUCCCUCUCCCUCCCUCUCUCACCUUCCUCCACCCCACUCUCUGUCUCUCCCUCCCUCUCUCUCCCUCCCUCUCUCACCUUCCUCCACCCCUCUCUCUCUGCCUGCCUCUUUCUUUCUCUCUCUCUCUCUCUCUCUCUCUGUCUGUCUCCCUCACCCCCCCCCCCCUCUCCCUCCCAGUCUGUUUCCUACCAUGCCCCGUCAUAACUACCACCUGGUGGCUCCUCUGGUGCGUGCUUUGUGUGAGAAACAUGGAAUUCCCUAUGAGGUCAAGAGUUUGCAGAAAGGCAUCACUGAUGUUGUCAGGUAAGUGGUAACCUCACAUAUACCACUACUUAUCCAGGGGUAUGCAGUAGUUUUAAUGAAUACUUUUAAGCGCUAUCCUCUGGGAAUACAUUGUACAUCAUAAGGUGAUACCUGCUGCUCUCAGGCUCCUAUGUGAUUUACCUGGUUUGUUAUCCACCUCUGUUCCUCCCCAGGUCACUGAAGAAGUCAGGCGAUCUGUGGCUGGAUGCAUAUCUUCAUAAAUAA